GAUUUUAGUUUAUUUUCGUUUUUGACAGUUGUUUUGUUUACAUUUUUAAUAAAAAUAGUUUUUGGCUAUGGGAAAACACUCCUAUAAAUUGUUAAUUGCUGCUACAGGCAGCGUAGCCGCAUUAAAAAUUCCUAUUUUGCUGAAGUCUCUCACAGAUGAGAGUUCAUAUACUUUUGAGGUUCGUCUAAUUUUAACAGAGCAUGCAAAGAAUUUCUUCGAUUUGUCCGAGUUGCCGCCAGAAGUUCUUAUUUACGAUGAUAAAUCGGAGUGGGAGACUUGGAAGCAGAGAGGAGACCCUGUACUUCACAUAGAACUUGGAAAGUGGGCCGACAUGAUGGUUAUAGCACCAUUAGACGCCAACACUUUGGCCAAAAUGGCACAGGGAAUAUGUGAUAAUCUUGUUACAUGCACAACUCGGGCAUGGGAUAUGACAAAACCUCUUCUUUUUUGUCCCGCAAUGAACACAAGAAUGUGGGAACAUCCCAUCACAGCCAAGCAAGUUGCCUCGUUAAAGGAAUGGGGGCACACUGAAAUACCACCUAUAAGCAAGACUCUAAUCUGUGGAGAUACUGGUGUUGGGGCAAUGGCAGAAGUUUCAGUUAUUGUAGAUACAAUCAAAAAGAGGUCUUCAAAUACAUGAAUGAAAAGUAUUAUUAUUGUUAAUGGUUCAUAUUUGCUGUUGCUAGGUCCAGCUUGUCAAAUUUUUAGUGUUGCAUCAUUAGUUAGCCAGUUUGAAAUUUUAACAUUAAUUAUUUUUUAAUUUGUGUUUAGCAAACAAAUUAUUGUUUAUGAUCUAUAUUACCUGCCACUUUGUCUGCUUGGAAAAAUUCAUUAACACAGUGCUUAGUGCAUUUGAUUAGCCAUAAGAAAGGUGAACAAGAUCAUAAAGCUCAAGCUUCUGUGUGCUUCUAAAGAUACGUUAAGCUUCUGUAAGUUGAUCCUGCUGCAUCUGCAGCCAUCCACACUAGGUCUGUAUGAUGCAUCAUGGCCCAAUAGAUUCAUAAUGAUAAUACUAACAUUAAUAAAAAAAUCUGAUGACAACAUUUUUUAUGUUGCUCAUAUUAUCAUUCUGACAUGA
Molecule: messenger RNA, 1078 nt
Organism: Chilo suppressalis (striped riceborer)
Lineage: Eukaryota; Metazoa; Arthropoda; Insecta; Lepidoptera; Crambidae
Source: the annotation of a GenBank genome assembly